AUGCCAUGGCAAGGAGUUCCCCGGCCUCCCAUUCCUCUGGGCCUGCGGUCUUACGGCCUCCUGCGCAACUCCACUCCACUCCCUAGCAGCUCCAUGUCCAUCCUCUCCGAACUUCUGCAGAUGCCGGAGGUCCAGGAGGCGAGAGAGUACUACGAGUCCGGGAAGUUCAACCUUGCUAUCAACCGCCUAGUCAGGACGGAAGAGAUCUGUCAGUCUGCUGGGAUGCCUGAGCUGAACCUCUUUGCUGUUGACUCUCUUGCCCACCUGUACGCUCUCUCGGGAGAUUUCUCCAAGGAGGCGAGUUAUCGUGCGAAAUGCGUGCAGGCAGGGCUUGAUUUGCAGCAAGUUGAAGCAGUAGUGAUGAGAGAAGAUCGAGUAGCACCAGAGGGACGUAUGAGUACAAAGAUCUGCACCAGCAGUGAGAUAAAGGAAACAAAACCUGGAUUUCACUCCGAUUACCUCGCCUUCGAGGCAGUUCAUAGCUCCUGCUUGACGGACGUCAAGAUCGGCUUGCUUAAUGUCAGCAUGAUCCACCAGGCGAAGAGCAUGGCGGUGAGGCUGGGCAAGGACGGGCCAUCGCUACAGAGAGCAUGCGACAUUACAGAGGCUCUUGCAAUGCUCGACGGUUCCCAUCCUUCGUCCACUGCAGACGAUGCUGAAGCCUUCUUGACGGACCUGUGUCAAUCGCUAGACAAGGACGGCAAUCAGAUUCCUGUGCUUGGAGCGUGCGCGCAUGUCUUCCUUGGGUUGGCUCAGCAGCAGUCUGGAGCAGUUGAUGUCGCCAAGUCGCACUGGGACGCAGCAAUGAGCAAGAUCGAUCGGCCGGCGAUGGUUGGAGAAGCAGCUGUAAAGAUCGCAGGGCUGCAUCUACUCUGUCUUUAUUACCUUGAGAAGAAGGAGCUCAAACUCGCGGACGACACGGCAGCAGAGGCUCUCAACAUCGCAGAGACUUCAAACUUGCUCGAUGCCGUUGACGUCAGUUUGCUUGUCAUUGCCAAGAUCAGAGUUGAGACUGGCGACUUCGUCGUCGCUGAGGGUCUCCUGCGAAGCUGCACCGCCAACCUGACGCCCAAGAAAGGCCUCCAGCCCAGCAUGUGGCGGCUGAAGAUUUUACAGGACGUGACAGAGACAUACGCGGGGAUGAUGGAGAAGAUGACCAUCAAUAACAAGAGUCGCAAGCCCGACGGGGACCUGGCUCGCGAGAAACUCGCUGAGCUCGAGACUCGUUUCCCCGUUGCUGCUCAGGCGGCGUCGACGCUGCGCAACCGGAAGUUUCCGUCCUGGUACAUGCAGGUGGUGCGACCAAACCUGCCGCUGCUGCUGCAGGAGAAAGGAUGA
Guillardia theta CCMP2712 is the source of this 1338-nucleotide messenger RNA. RefSeq lists its product as hypothetical. Lineage: Eukaryota; Cryptophyceae; Pyrenomonadales; Geminigeraceae. The transcript is spliced from 16 exons. The coding region runs from base 1 to 1338 and encodes 445 amino acids. The record is from RefSeq and is a predicted model, not a curated record.